GUCCUUUUGUCCUCACCAUGUCCUGAGCAACACCUCGCACAAAAGCUAUGGACACCAGACAUAGAGCUAGCCUCGCAUCGACUCGUCCCAUGCACCGAGUAUUCCGGGUGGAUGAGAUCCUACUUCUCGUCUUGAACAAUCUCGACUACGAUACGAGCAGCUUGGCCAGCGUUGCAAGAACUUGCCGCUUGCUGCAUAGGCCUGCCAUCGUCGUGCUGUGGGACAGCCUCUACAACAUAGAACCCCUUAUCAGGCUUUUCCCUUCCGAUGCCUGGGAGCUCACGGACUCAGUACCACAUGCCAACGGAGGAAUGCCCUGGACUCGGACGCCUCGACGCCUUAACCUGACGCGAGCUCUUACUGCUCCGGAAGACUGGUAUGCAUUCGACAAGUAUGCAUAUUUGGUCAGACAUAUCACGCGUAUUGCCCACUCGGGCGAGCUCAAGGCAGACGUCCGAAUGAUCAGACCCUUGUACGGCCUCGACCAAAUCACGCUGGAAACAUAUCAAAUGCUUUCUUUUUGUCGCCGCGGCUUGCUUAUACCUCUCUUAAAGACCAUUGACUGGUCUUUUCAGUCCAGCGCACACGGCUCUCCGACUCUCUGCGCCGAUAUGCUCCCGAUCCUGCAUCUUCUCGUUGGUCCUGAGCUCAGGCAUCUCAGGAUCGGGCGCCUUUUCUUGUAUGCUUCCAGCAAAUAUGCAGCUACACCAGCCCUCAAAUCGAUUCUGGGUGCUAUCCAGAGCACUUGCCCCCUCCUGGAGUCAAUCACAUUUGAUACUAUCCAUGGCGGAUCUGCCGAGCUAUCACGCGUACUCGGCCCACAGCUUACGCGUCACCACAAUCUCAAGUCGAUCCGAUGCCCAGGUGUUGCGCUCGCUAUUCAUGAUGUAGUGAAGCUGUCAUCCCUUCCGUCUUUGGCGUCGCUGCAAAUAAACCUCUCAUUCGACGGUCUCGUCAGGUCAAGUCUCCAUGCGAGUAGGUCAUGCCAUCCUGCCGAACCCGUCACGACAUUCCCAUCUCUCCGAGAGCUGGAUAUCCAACGGUGCGAUGCACAGAGCUAUCUACAAUUUGCUUCCAUCAAGCUGCCCGUCGUUGAGGAUUUCAAGUUAACCCUCGACAUGUCAACACACCGGAGCUGCCCUCGGCCGCUAUUCGCCGUCAUCGCAUCGCAAUGUAACCCCGAGACCCUGUCCGUGGUUAAACUGCGCGAUGACCGCCUCGACGACGACUUGAUCACCUGUCCUAACUUCGCAGUUUCAGCGUCGAACCUCCGCCACUUCCUUGCAUUCCGCCAUCUGCGCUAUCUCAACAUAGACACGAGGACCUCGUGUACAGAAUAUGACGAUGAGGUUCUCGUCGAAAUGGCUACUGCGUGGCCCAAAUUGGAGCAUUUGCACGUCAAUGCUGGGGUGCGGAAAUCAGGGUGGAGGAGAUCAUCGUCAGUGGCUACACUACUCGGUUUAUCCGCUUUCGCCAAACGUUGCCCCGGACUUACCCAUCUCGGGCUGCUGCUCGAUGCACAUGGUCCUCAAACCGACGAAGAGCACGUUGUCCAUGGCCAUCUGCAUACCCUGCGCAACUUAGAAGUGAUCCACUGGGGAUGGUCAACGGUCAGGGGCCAGCUGGAGUCGGUGGCAUCGAUGCUGUCGUAUCUCUUCCCCCCGGAUGUCCAAUGGCGUCGUGGAGGCGAUGGCUAUUUUCAUGCGGAGCCCGAGGAGGUCGCAGAAGAGGAAGACUCUGCCGAGAAAUGGGACAAAGUGAUGGCGCUCUACCCGGUCAUGUAUCGCGUACGGCAACAGGAACGCGAACGAGCUCGCAGACUCGUGGCAAGCGGCGACUCGAGCGCAAUUUAAUGGCAUGCAAGGUUCUGGCCGAGACAUCGCCCGAAGCCAGGUGCUGUACGCGCUAGGAGCGGUUUGAAGGAUGGGCCAAUCGAUCGAAUGUGCUGACCGGCAGGGACUCAGACAGUUCUCGUUUGUUUGUUUGUUUGUUUGGUUUGUCCCUUUAGGGCCACC
Messenger RNA from Rhodofomes roseus, 2015 nucleotides. RefSeq lists its product as uncharacterized. The coding region runs from base 48 to 1853 and encodes 601 amino acids. Lineage: Eukaryota; Fungi; Basidiomycota; Agaricomycetes; Polyporales; Fomitopsidaceae. The transcript has 3 exons. The record is from RefSeq and is a predicted model, not a curated record.